ACCAACAAAAACACGAUGGAAUCAAAGAAACUUCAGUUUCCGAGUCAACUUUCUCUUCUUCCUUUUUUGCUCUCUUUCAAACACACUAGUGGGAGCGAAAUCUCAACGAGCACAACAAGAAUCUCUUUGUACUUCGGCGGAUCGAUGAAAUUAAGUUGUAAUUUUGGAUGGUUUUAGGGUUUUGAGAGUUUUAAUUUUGGACGAGAGGUUUUAGUUGUGGGAGGGUUUCCGAGAUUGUAAAUAUGAUGGCUAGAGGUUUAUUUGGUUGGUCACCACCGCGGCAACAGCCUCUAACACCGGUAUCAGAGGUGUCGGAGCCACCGGAGUCCCCGUCUCCAUACAUGGACCCAGGUAUCGAUGCGGUACCUCCGGAAGUUGAUGAUGUGAUGGAUGAGACGGAGGAGAUCGAGCCGCCUCCGGAAGCAGUGCCGUUUUCGAGGCUGUUUGCGUGUGCUGAUAGGCUUGAUUGGGUGCUUAUGGUAGUUGGAUCGGUUGCUGCGGCGGCACAUGGGACAGCACUUGUGGUUUAUUUGCAUUAUUUUGCUAAAAUUAUUCAGUUGCUGAGUCAUGCUGAUGAGAGUCCGGAUAUGCAGUUUCAUAGGUUCAAAGAGCUUGCUCUGACCCUUGUUUAUAUUGCUGGUGGUGUUUUUGCUGCUGGUUGGAUAGAGGUUUCAUGUUGGAUUCUUACUGGAGAAAGGCAGACUGCUGUUAUUAGGUCAAGAUAUGUCCAAGUACUUCUAAAUCAAGAUAUGAGUUUCUUCGACACCUAUGGGAACAAUGGAGACAUUGUGAGUCAAGUAUUGAGCGAUGUGUUGCUUAUCCAAUCUGCUCUCAGUGAAAAAGUUGGUAAUUAUAUUCAUAACAUGGCUACAUUCUUCAGUGGCCUUACAAUUGGAUUUAUCAACUGCUGGCAGAUUGCCCUCAUAACUUUAGCUACUGGUCCGUUUAUUGUUGCCGCAGGAGGAAUAUCAAAUAUAUUUCUCCACAGGCUUGCUGAGAGUAUUCAAGAUGCAUAUGCUGAAGCAGCUAGUGUUGCUGAACAGGCAAUUUUAUACAUUAGAACCUUGUAUGCUUACACAAAUGAAACAUUAGCAAAAUAUUCUUAUGCAGCCUCUCUACAAGCUACUUUGAGAUAUGGUAUAUUGAUAAGUCUUGUGCAAGGACUUGGGCUUGGGUUCACAUAUGGACUUGCAAUAUGCUCUUGUGCUUUGCAACUUUAUGUCGGAAGAUUCUUAGUUACACGCGGAAAAGCUCAUGGUGGAGAAAUUGUAACAGCUCUGUUUGCUGUAAUCUUAAGUGGCCUUGGGUUGAAUCAAGCAGCCACAAACUUCUAUUCAUUUGAGCAAGGAAGGAUUGCUGCAUAUAGACUUUAUGAGAUGAUAAGCCGUUCAUCAUCCACUGAGGAUCAUGAUGGAAACAUUCCUGAUUCUGUACAUGGUAACAUCGAGUUUCGAAAUGUGUAUUUCAGUUAUUUGUCUCGUCCUGAAAUCCCUAUUUUAAGUGGAUUUUACCUGACUGUUCCUGCCAAGAAAACUGUGGCACUUGUUGGAAGAAAUGGCUCUGGUAAAAGUAGCAUUAUACCACUUAUGGAACGGUUCUAUGAUCCGACAUUAGGGGAAGUUCUUUUGGAUGGAGAGAACAUAAAAAACCUGAAAUUAGAAUGGCUAAGGAGCCAAAUUGGUUUAGUCACUCAAGAACCUGCCUUGCUAAGCUUGAGUAUAAGGGAUAAUAUUGCCUAUGGCAGAGAUGCUACUCCACUUCAAAUAGAAGAUGCUGCUAAAACUGCUCAUGCACAUACAUUUAUUAGUUCGCUUGAGAAAGGAUACGAGACACAGGUAGGCAGGGCUGGUUUAUCUCUGACAGAAGAACAGAAAAUAAGACUUUCUGUUGCUAGAGCAGUGCUUUCCAGUCCAUCUAUCCUUCUUCUUGACGAGGUCACUGGUGGAUUGGACUUUGAAGCUGAAAGAUCUGUUCAGGAGGCUCUAGAUCUCUUGAUGUUAGGUCGUUCUACCAUCAUAAUCGCUCGGCGGCUUUCUUUGAUAAGGAAUGCUGAUUUCAUAGCUGUGAUGGAGGAAGGCCACCUAAUGGAGAUUGGGACACAUGAUGAACUGAUAGCAUCAGAUGGGCAUUACGCAGAGCUUCUAAGAUGUGAAGAAGCAGCUAAACUCCCAAGAAGGAUGCCUGUGAGAACCUACAACGAAAAUGCAACUUUCCAAAUUGAAAAAGAUUCUUCGGCAAGUCACAGCUACCAAGAACCAUCCUCUCCCAAAUUUGCCAAAUCACCAUCACUUCAGAGAGCUUCUAAUCUACAUGCGGCAAGAUCUCCGGAUUCUGCUUACAACUCGCAUGAAUCUCCAAGAAAUCCAAGCCCACCAGAAAAAAUGGUUGAAAAUGGUUCGCACUUGGAUGGAACAGACAAAGAACCGUCCAUAAGAAGGCAAGAUAGUUUUGAGAUGAGACUGCCAGAGUUGCCAAAGAUCGACGUCCAUUCUAUUCGACGUCAAACAUCCCAUGGCUCUGAUCCUGAAUCACCUGUUUCACCACUUUUGACAUCUGAUCCCAAUAAUGAGCGCUCACAUUCACAAACUUUUAGUCGGCCUAACUCUCAGUUUGGUGAUGAUCCAGUUAAAGUCAAAGCGGUGAAGGAAAAGCAACCUCGAAAAGAACCACCAAUGUGGAGGCUUGUAGAGCUGAGCUUUGCUGAAUGGCUUUAUGCUGUUCUGGGAAGCACUGGUGCUGCAAUCUUUGGUUCUUUUAACCCUCUUCUUGCCUAUGUGAUUGCAUUAAUUGUGACAGAAUAUUACAGAAAAGAGGCUGACAGACAUAUGCGGCAUGAAGUAGAUAAAUGGUGCUUAAUCAUUGCCUGUAUGGGUGUCGUGACUGUAAUAGCAAAUUUUUUGCAGCACUUUUACUUUGGUAUAAUGGGGGAGAAAAUGACCGAACGAGUUAGGAGACUGAUGUUUUCUGCAAUGCUCCGCAAUGAAGUCGGAUGGUUUGAUGAAGAAGAGAACAGUGCUGAUACCUUGUCCAUGCGAUUAGCAAAUGAUGCAACAUUUGUGAGAGCUGCUUUCAGCAACCGACUUUCUAUAUUCAUACAAGAUAGUACAGCCAUUGUUGUGGCACUAUUGAUAGGGAUGCUUCUACAGUGGCGUUUGGCCCUAGUGGCUUUGGCCACGCUGCCAGUUCUUACUGUUUCUGCCAUUGCUCAGAAGUUAUGGCUAGCUGGAUUCUCGAAGGGCAUACAGGAGAUGCACAGGAAAGCAUCGUUGGUCCUUGAGGAUGCUGUUAGAAAUAUCUACACUGUUGUGUCGUUCUGUGCCGGUAACAAAGUAAUGGAGCUUUACCGAUUGCAGUUACGCAAGAUAUUCACAAAGAGCUUCUUGCAUGGCAUGGGUAUCGGCUUUUUAUUUGGCUUUUCACAGUUCCUUCUUUUCGCCUGCAAUGCUCUUCUCCUCUGGUACACUGCACUCUCUGUUAAAAACGGAGACGUGGAUCUCUCCACUGCCAUAAAGGAGUACAUGGUCUUUUCUUUUGCUACUUUUGCUCUCGUGGAGCCUUUCGGUUUGGCUCCAUAUAUUCUCAAAAGACGGAAGAGUCUGAUAUCCGUAUUUGAAAUAAUCGAUCGAGUACCCAAGAUUGAUCCAGAUGAUAUCUCCGCUUUGAAGCCUCCAAAUGUUUACGGAAGUAUCGAGUUGAAACAUGUUGAUUUCUCUUAUCCAACUCGUCCGGAGAUUCUGGUACUGAGCAAUUUCAGUCUCAAAGUCAACGGUGGUCAAACGGUUGCUAUCGUGGGCGUUUCAGGAUCCGGAAAAAGCACAAUAAUCUCUUUGAUAGAGCGGUUUUACGAUCCGGUUGCUGGUCAGGUGAUUUUAGACGGUCGUGAUUUAAAGCAAUUUAACCUGAGAUGGUUACGGAAUCACAUGGGUGUUGUUCAACAAGAACCCAUCAUAUUUUCGACAACCAUAAGGGAAAACAUCAUAUACGCAAGGCACAAUGCAAGCGAGACGGAGAUCAAAGAGGCUGCGAGAAUAGCAAAUGCUCACCAUUUCAUCAGCAACUUGCCUCAUGGGUAUGACACACAUGUUGGAAUGAGGGGUGUGGACUUAACCCCGGGCCAGAAGCAGCGGAUCGCAAUUGCUAGAGUCGUGCUAAAGAAUGCACCCAUCUUGUUGUUGGAUGAGGCAAGCUCGUCGAUCGAGUCAGAAUCGAGCCGGGUGGUUCAGGAGGCACUUGAUACCCUAAUCAUGGGAAACAAAACCACCAUUCUUAUAGCCCAUAGAGCUGUUAUGAUGAGGCAUGUUGACAACAUCGUUGUUCUUAACGGAGGUCGAAUUGUGGAAGAAGGUGCCCAUGAUUCAUUAAUGUCGAAAAAUGGUCUGUAUGUUCGGUUGAUGCAACCGCACUUCGGAAAGGGUAUACGUCAACAUAGGCAUAUUUAGUAAAUUCGUGACGACCAAUUCCACGACUCCGAGACCGGCUCGAGGUGAGAAGUAGGUUUGUAGAUUGGUGCUGCAUAUUCUUUUGGAGGCAAAGCAGUGAAUGUAAUGCCUUCAUGACAUAUUGUUUUGUUGAUUGUAGAACUUUUAUUUUUUAUUUUUAUUUUUGGUUUUGUGUUUGUUUUUGGUGACAUUUUGUAGAUUUGUAUAUGUUUUUUAGUUGUGUGCAAUGAGGCUAAAAAGGAGAAAGCAAAGGUAUUUAUUGUAUAUAAAGAGACUUUGAAGAA
Messenger RNA from Cynara cardunculus var. scolymus (artichoke), 4723 nucleotides. Its product is annotated as ABC transporter B family member 6-like. The coding region runs from base 243 to 4439 and encodes 1398 amino acids. Gene Ontology annotation, cellular component: membrane. NCBI's taxonomy places the organism in Eukaryota, Viridiplantae, Streptophyta, Magnoliopsida, Asterales, Asteraceae. Gene Ontology annotation, biological process: transmembrane transport. The transcript has 11 exons. Gene Ontology annotation, molecular function: ABC-type transporter activity; ATP hydrolysis activity; ATP binding. The record is from RefSeq and is a predicted model, not a curated record.